This is a messenger RNA of Penicillium verhagenii, 1140 nucleotides long. RefSeq names its product glycoside hydrolase family 28 protein. The coding region runs from base 1 to 1140 and encodes 379 amino acids. The transcript has 5 exons. Lineage: Eukaryota; Fungi; Ascomycota; Eurotiomycetes; Eurotiales; Aspergillaceae. Gene Ontology annotation, biological process: pectin catabolic process. The record is from RefSeq and is a predicted model, not a curated record. Gene Ontology annotation, cellular component: extracellular region. Gene Ontology annotation, molecular function: polygalacturonase activity.
AUGUCCAAGUUCAUUGCCCCCCUCGUGGUGGCCGCUUUGGCUGCUUGUGUGGUGGCUUCACCUGUUGCUGAGCCUGCCAUCACUGCUGCGCCAAACCUGGCCAAGAGAGCUACCAGCUGUACAUUCUCAGGUUCCAGUGGAGCUGCCAGCGCUAGUGCUUCUCAGAAGUCCUGCUCCACCAUUAUCCUGUCGGCUGUCGCUGUGCCUUCUGGAACCACCCUUGAUCUCAGUGAUCUGGAAGAUGAUACCACUGUCAUCUUUGAAGGCGAGACCACCUGGGGCUACGAAGAGUGGGAUGGUCCCUUGCUCCAGAUCUCCGGCACUGGCAUUACUAUUAAGGGUGCUUCUGGUGCUUACCUCAAUGGUGAUGGCUCCCGCUGGUGGGACGGUGAAGGAAGCAAUGGUGGUGUGACCAAGCCCAAGUUCUUCUACGCCCACGAUCUUACCGACUCCACCAUCACGGACCUGUAUAUCGAAAAUACCCCCGUGCAGGCUGUCAGCAUUGAUGGAUGUGAUGGAUUGACCAUCACUGAUAUGACUAUCAACAACGAGGCCGGUGCCAGCCUCGGAGCUAACACCGACGGAUUCGAUAUUGGUGACAGUACCAGUGUCGUUAUUACCGGUGCAGAGGUGUACAACCAGGAUGAUUGUGUCGCUAUCAACUCUGGAACGGAUAUCACAUUCGAGAACGGUGUCUGCUCCGGUGGACACGGUUUGUCAAUUGGCAGUGUUGGCGGCCGUAGCGACAACACUGUCAACACUGUGACCUUCUACAACAAUGAAGUCAAGUCAUCCGUCAACGGUAUCCGCAUCAAGGCCACCGAGGGAGACACUGGCACCAUUACCGGUGUUACUUACAGCGAGAUCACACUUUCGGAUAUUUCCAAGUACGGUAUCCUGAUCGAGCAAAACUACGAUGGCGGUGAUCUCAAGGGAACUGCCACCAGCGGUGUCCCCAUCACAGACCUUGUUAUUGAGAACAUCUCCGGUGUUGAUGCCGUUGCAUCGGGCGGUUACGACGUCGUCAUUGUUUGUGGAAGCGAUGCAUGCUCUGACUGGACUUGGACUGAUGUUGAUGUCACUGGUGGAACCACUUACAGUGGCUGCACCAAUGUCCCCAGUGGAAUUAGCUGCAGCUAA